AUGAUGUGUGAAGUGAUGCCCACAAUUAAUGAGGACACCCCAAUGAGCCAAAGGGGGUCCCAAAGCAGUGGCUCGGACUCAGACUCCCAUUUUGAGCAGCUGAUGGUGAAUAUGCUAGAUGAAAGGGAUCGUCUUCUAGACACCCUUCGGGAAACCCAAGAAAGCCUCUCACUUGCCCAGCAAAGACUGCAGGAUGUCAUCUAUGACAGAGAUUCACUCCAGAGACAGCUCAAUUCAGCCCUGCCACAGGAUAUCGAAUCCCUAACAGGAGGGCUGACUGGUUCUAAGGGGGCUGAUCCACCGGAAUUUGCUGCACUGACAAAAGAAUUAAAUGCCUGCAGAGAACAACUUCUAGAAAAGGAAGAAGAAAUUUCUGAACUUAAAGCUGAAAGAAACAAUACAAGACUGUUACUGGAGCAUUUGGAGUGCCUUGUGUCACGACAUGAAAGGUCACUAAGAAUGACGGUGGUGAAGCGACAAGCCCAGUCCCCCUCGGGAGUGUCCAGCGAAGUUGAGGUUCUCAAGGCGCUGAAAUCUUUAUUUGAGCACCACAAGGCCUUGGAUGAAAAGGUAAGGGAGCGACUGAGGGUUUCUUUAGAAAGAGUCUCUGCACUGGAAGAAGAACUAGCUGCUGCUAAUCAGGAGAUUGUUGCCUUGCGUGAACAAAAUGUUCAUAUACAAAGAAAAAUGGCAUCAAGUGAGGGAUCCACAGAGUCAGAACAUCUUGAAGGGAUGGAACCUGGCCAGAAAGUCCAUGAAAAGCGUUUGUCCAAUGGUUCUAUAGAUUCAACUGAUGAAACAAGUCAAAUAGUUGAACUACAAGAAUUGCUUGAAAAACAAAACUAUGAAAUGGCCCAAAUGAAAGAACGUUUAGCAGCCCUUUCUUCCCGAGUAGGAGAGGUGGAACAGGAAGCAGAGACAGCAAGAAAGGAUCUCAUUAAAACAGAAGAAAUGAACACUAAGUAUCAAAGGGACAUUAGGGAGGCCAUGGCACAGAAGGAAGAUAUGGAAGAAAGAAUUACAACCCUUGAGAAGCGUUACCUCAGUGCUCAGAGAGAAUCUACCUCCAUACAUGACAUGAAUGACAAACUAGAAAAUGAGUUAGCAAAUAAAGAGGCCAUCCUACGGCAGAUGGAAGAGAAGAAUAGACAGUUACAAGAGCGUCUUGAGCUAGCUGAGCAAAAGUUGCAGCAAACUAUGAGAAAAGCUGAGACCUUACCUGAAGUAGAGGCUGAACUGGCUCAGAGAAUUGCAGCCCUGACAAAGGCUGAAGAAAGACAUGGAAACAUUGAAGAACGUAUGAGGCAUCUAGAAGGUCAACUUGAAGAGAAAAAUCAAGAACUUCAAAGAGCUAGGCAAAGAGAGAAAAUGAAUGAGGAGCACAACAAAAGAUUAUCUGAUACUGUGGAUAGACUUCUGACUGAAUCCAAUGAACGCUUACAGCUACACUUAAAGGAACGAAUGGCUGCUCUAGAAGAGAAGAAUGUUUUAAUUCAAGAAUCAGAAACUUUCAGAAAGAAUCUGGAAGAAUCUUUACAUGACAAGGAAAGAUUAGCAGAAGAAAUUGAAAAGCUGAGAUCUGAACUUGACCAGUUGAAAAUGAGAACUGGCUCUUUAAUUGAACCCACAAUAUCAAGAACUCAUCUAGACACCUCAGCUGAGCUGCGGUAUUCUGUUGGAUCCCUAGUGGACAGCCAGUCUGAUUACAGAACAACUAAAGUAAUAAGAAGACCAAGGAGAGGCCGCAUGGGUGUGAGGAGAGAUGAGCCAAAGGUGAAAUCUCUUGGGGAUCAUGAAUGGAAUAGAACUCAACAAAUUGGAGUGCUAAGCAGCCACACUUUUGAAAGUGACACAGAAAUGUCUGACAUUGAUGAUGAUGAUAGAGAAACGAUUUUUAGCUCAAUGGAUCUUCUCUCUCCAAGUGGUCAUUCUGAUGCCCAGACCCUAGCCAUGAUGCUUCAGGAACAAUUGGAUGCUAUCAACAAAGAAAUCAGACUAAUUCAGGAAGAAAAAGAAUCUACAGAGUUACGUGCUGAAGAAAUUGAGAAUAGAGUGGCUAGUGUGAGUCUGGAAGGCCUGAAUUUAGCAAGGGUCCACCCAGGUACCUCCAUCACUGCCUCGGUUACAGCUUCUUCGCUGGCCAGUUCAUCUCCCCCCAGUGGACACUCAACACCAAAGCUCACGCCUCGAAGUCCUGCCAGGGAAAUGGAUCGGAUGGGAGUCAUGACACUGCCAAGUGAUCUAAGGAAACAUCGGAGAAAGAUUGCAGUGGUAGAAGAAGAUGGUCGGGAGGAUAAAGCAACAAUUAAAUGUGAAACUUCUCCUCCCCCUACCCCUAGAGCCAUCAGGAUGACUCACACCCUCCCUUCUUCCUACCACAAUGAUGCCCGAAGUAGUUUAACUGCCUCCCUCGAGGCUGAAAGCCUUGGGCUUGGCAGUGCCAACAGCAGCCAAGACUCUCUUCACAAAGCCCCCAAGAAGAAAGGAAUCAAGUCUUCAAUAGGUCGUUUGUUUGGUAAAAAAGAAAAAGCUCGACUUGGGCAGCUCCGAGGCUUUAUGGAGACUGAAGCUGCAGCUCAGGAGUCCCUGGGGUUAGGCAAACUUGGAACUCAAGCCGAGAAGGAUAGAAGACUGAAGAAAAAGCAUGAACUUCUAGAAGAAGCUCGGAGAAAGGGAUUACCUUUUGCCCAGUGGGAUGGGCCCACUGUAGUCGCGUGGUUAGAGCUCUGGUUGGGAAUGCCUGCUUGGUAUGUGGCAGCCUGCCGAGCCAAUGUGAAGAGCGGUGCCAUUAUGUCUGCUUUAUCAGACACUGAGAUCCAGAGAGAAAUUGGAAUCAGCAAUCCUCUGCAUCGCUUAAAGCUCCGAUUAGCAAUCCAGGAGAUGGUUUCCCUGACCAGUCCUUCAGCUCCUCCAACAUCCAGAACUCCUUCAGGCAACGUUUGGGUGACCCAUGAAGAAAUGGAAAAUCUUGCAGCUCCAGCAAAAACGAAAGAAUCUGAGGAAGGAAGCUGGGCCCAGUGUCCGGUUUUUCUACAGACCCUGGCAUAUGGAGAUAUGAACCACGAGUGGAUUGGAAACGAAUGGCUUCCCAGCCUGGGGUUACCUCAAUACAGAAGUUAUUUUAUGGAAUGCUUGGUAGAUGCAAGAAUGUUAGAUCACCUAACAAAAAAAGAUCUCCGUGUCCAUUUAAAAAUGGUGGAUAGUUUCCAUCGAACAAGUUUACAAUAUGGAAUUAUGUGCUUAAAAAGGUUGAAUUAUGACCGAAAAGAACUAGAAAGAAGACGAGAAGCAAGCCAACAUGAAAUAAAAGAUGUGUUGGUGUGGAGCAAUGAUCGAGUUAUUCGCUGGAUACAAGCAAUUGGACUUCGAGAAUAUGCAAAUAAUAUUCUUGAAAGUGGUGUGCAUGGCUCACUUAUAGCCCUGGAUGAGAACUUUGACUACAGCAGCUUAGCUUUAUUACUACAGAUUCCAACACAGAACACCCAGGCAAGGCAGAUUCUUGAAAGGGAAUACAAUAACCUCCUGGCUCUGGGAACUGAAAGGCGACUGGAUGAAAGUGAUGACAAGAAUUUCAGGCGUGGGUCGACCUGGAGAAGGCAGUUUCCUCCCCGUGAAGUACACGGAAUCAGCAUGAUGCCUGGGUCCUCAGAAACAUUACCGGCUGGAUUUAGGUUAACCACAACAUCGGGGCAGUCAAGGAAAAUGACAACGGAUGUUCCUUCAUCAAGACUGCAGAGGUUAGACAACUCCACUGUUCGCACAUACUCAUGUUGA
Lipotes vexillifer (Yangtze River dolphin) is the source of this 3774-nucleotide messenger RNA. It is a transcript of the gene PPFIA2, whose product is annotated as PPFI scaffold protein A2. Bases 1 to 3774 code for a protein of 1257 amino acids. Gene Ontology annotation, biological process: synapse organization. Gene Ontology annotation, molecular function: protein binding. The transcript has 31 exons. The record is from RefSeq and is a predicted model, not a curated record. Lineage: Eukaryota; Metazoa; Chordata; Mammalia; Artiodactyla; Lipotidae. Gene Ontology annotation, cellular component: presynaptic active zone.